CCGCUGGGCCCGAGCGCGCCCCCGGUGCGCGGACAACGGCGGGAGGGCGCCGCGGGACCGGCCGCGGGCUCCUGGGGCGUCGAGCGCGGCCCCAGGCCCCGAGGCGAGGGCGGAGCGCGGCCUCGGCGGGGCCCCCCGGCUCCUCCCCGCGGCGGCCGAGACAUGGCGGGGCUGCUGCUGCGCGGCGGCGGGCGGGCGGCCGCGGCGGGCCUGGCGCCGGGGCUGGGCCGCGGCUGCUGCGGGGAGGCGGCGGGGCUGCGGGCCAUGGGCUUCAGCGAGGAGCAGGCCCGGCGGCUCCGCGGGCUCCAGCCGCGGCUCGGGCCUGAGCGCCGGGAGGCGGCUGCGGCGCAGCUGCUGCUGCUGGGGCUCAGCGCCGAGGCCGCGCUGGGGCUGCUGGAGCGGAGCCCGGAGCUGCUGCGGCUGCCGCCGGAGCAGCUGCAGGAGCGCGCCGCGGAACUGCGGCGCCUGGGGCUGCAGGGAGGCCGGCUGCGGCGGGCGGUGAGCCGCUGCCCCCAGCUCUUCACGCUGCCCCGGAGGCGGAUGGCGGCGGUCGUGCGGCUGCUGCGGGAGCGGUGCCUGUUCACGGCGGAGCAGCUGCAGGAGGUGCUGGGGACCUGCCCCGCCGUGCUGCUGGAGGAGCCCGCCCGCCUCCACCUCCACUUCCAGUAUGCCUACUUCAGGAUGGGGGUCCAGCAGAAGGAGAUGGUGAAGGCCCAGCUUUUCCGAACGCCCUUCGCCGAGCUCAGGAACCGGCACAUCUUCCUGGAGCGGCGGGGGCUCUACCAGACCCCACACAAAGGCCAGACCCAAACCAGCAACCCAAAGCUGAAGGACAUCCUGGAGCUCCCGGAGGGAGCCUUCCUGGCCAGCCUGGCCCGUUCCACCCCAGAGGAGUAUGAGGUCUUCAAGCAGCUGCUGGCUCGAGAGGAGGAAGAGGAGGAGGAGGAGGACAGGGAUGCACUGUACAAAGAGGAAGAUGAAGACCUGGAUAGGGAAGGAAGUAAAGCAGCCUGGGAGUGAGGAGGUGAGGCUCCAAGGUGCCCGAGCUCUCCCAUGCUGCUGCCCAGCCCCACUGCUCUCGUGGGUGCACCAGGCCCCCACCUCAUGCAGGCACCAGCUGUGGUGGCUGCAGGACCUGUGGGCUGCCGGGCUCCCUGUGCAGGGCAGCAAUAAAUUCCAUAUUCCAGAAUUCAACAAUUAA
Falco peregrinus (peregrine falcon) is the source of this 1201-nucleotide messenger RNA. It is a transcript of the gene MTERF4, whose product is annotated as mitochondrial transcription termination factor 4. NCBI's taxonomy places the organism in Eukaryota, Metazoa, Chordata, Aves, Falconiformes, Falconidae. The transcript has 3 exons. The coding region runs from base 163 to 1020 and encodes 285 amino acids. Gene Ontology annotation, molecular function: double-stranded DNA binding. The record is from RefSeq and is a predicted model, not a curated record. Gene Ontology annotation, biological process: regulation of DNA-templated transcription.